This is a messenger RNA of Apodemus sylvaticus (European woodmouse), 4622 nucleotides long. It is a transcript of the gene Eogt, whose product is annotated as EGF domain specific O-linked N-acetylglucosamine transferase. The transcript has 17 exons. NCBI's taxonomy places the organism in Eukaryota, Metazoa, Chordata, Mammalia, Rodentia, Muridae. The record is from RefSeq and is a predicted model, not a curated record. Gene Ontology annotation, cellular component: endoplasmic reticulum lumen. Bases 979 to 2562 code for a protein of 527 amino acids. Gene Ontology annotation, molecular function: protein N-acetylglucosaminyltransferase activity.
UGGCCCGGCUUGGGCGCCGGAGGUUUCCGGUUCGCGGCCGCCGGCGGUGACGUCUCCUUGCUCCAGAGCUGCUGCUGGCGCCGCCGCCGCUCCCUAGUCAAGCUGCAGGUGGGCCCUGCGCCGUCCCCGCCUGUUCCCGGCCCGCGCCUGCACCCCCGUGGGCCCGCAGCCUGAUUCUGGGACUCUGAUCCGGGCCCGCGGCCUUCAGCUGGUUACCAGGACCGGAUCGGUGGCUGUGGGCAAGGGCGAUGCCCAGCCAGGCCUGCCCUGUUGCCUCGAUCCCAUGCUGGGGCGGAGCCGCUUCUCCAGCCCUUCCCCAGCACACCUGGGACCCGAGCGCCUCCUAGGACAGCUACUCCCAAGCAGUCCGGGCUGGGUUGGCUGCUGCUGGGCAGGAGGGGCUGACCCCGCCACACAGAGGAGGGGUUGACGUUCUGCAGACAGCGAGAGGAUCACCACGGCAGGAUGGCAGGAUCGGCAGGAUCGACACCUCGGCGACUCUGGCAGCCAAGCCCUGUCUGAACUCUGUCUGCUUGCCUACCUUGGGACUUUAUAGUCUUUGAGUCCCAGAUGCACGUAACUCAUCCAUCCACUGCCGGCCCUGUUGCCCAAUGCUCUAAGCCAUUCAUGUGGUGCCCUAGUAAGCCCAGGCCUCGUAUUUUACGGCGUUCAGAUUUUCACCUUUUUUUUUCUCUUCUCCUUUUAGGCCUGUGGAAAUCCAAUCAAGUCAUACACGAGUGGAGCGCGCUUGGCUGUUUUGUGCAAAAAGACGCUAUAGCCUAACCUACUAAAGCUUUCAUCCCUGCCAAGUCUUGCCAGAGAACUCAAACUCCAGGAAGGCUUUCUGCCAGGUCCCGAAGUUGUACUUUUAUGCACCACAGGGAACCAUCACCCAGCGUAUGCAAGUGGGUUUUAAGCUAUCCAGCGCAUCAGCAACUUCUGGGUGAUUCCAAGGAUUAAAGAGGUCUGCAGGUUGCUAUGUUAACGCUGCUUGUCUUUGGAGUGUUGCUUCAUGAAGUCCCGCUGAGCGGCCAGGUCGAGGCUCAUUCUGAGGCCGACAAUGAGCCUGGCAAAGCCCUGUAUGACUACUCCAGCCUCCGCCUCCCAGAGGAACACAUUCCCUUCUUCUUGCACAAUAACAGACAUGUUGCCUCUGUGUGCAGGGAGGAUCCCCACUGUCCAUAUAAGAAACACUUAGAAAAUCUAAACUACUGCUGGGGCUAUGAGGAAUCCUGCAGGCCAGAGUUUAGAUUCGGUUCCCCCGUUUGCAGCUAUGUUGACUUGGGAUGGACAGACACUCUGGAGUCAGCCCAGGACAUGUUCUGGAAACAAGCUGACUUUGGAUAUGCGCGAGAGCGGCUGGAGGAGAUCCGGGUAUUCUGCCAGCCAGAGAGAGCAAGCGACUCAAGCCUGGUUUGCUCUCGUUACCUUCAGUACUGUAGAGCUACUGGUCUAUACCUGUACUUAGGAAACGUCAAGAGAAACCAUGACAGGUUCAAGGAAGAUUUUCUUCAGGGUGGUGAAAUUGGAGGAUAUUGUAAACUUGACAGUCACGCACUGGUGUCUGAAGGUCAGCGCAAAAGCCCUCUGCAGUCUUGGUUUGCUGAGCUACAAGGCUACACUCAGCUCAACUUCAGGCCUAUAGAAGAUGCUAAAUGUGACAUUGUUGUGGAAAAACCAACGUAUUUCAUGAAAUUAGAUGCAGGUAUUAACAUGUACCACCACUUCUGUGACUUCCUGAAUCUCUACCUCACUCAACACGUCAACAAUUCCUUCAGCACAGAUGUGUACAUCGUCAUGUGGGACACCAGCUCUUAUGGAUAUGGUGACCUCUUCUCCGAUACCUGGAAAGCAUUCACUGACUAUGACGUCAUACAUUUGAAAACCUACGAUUCCAAAAAGGUGUGUUUUAAAGAAGCUGUGUUUUCAUUGCUGCCCCGCAUGCGGUAUGGGCUGUUCUAUAACACACCUCUGAUCUCUGGCUGUCAGAAUACUGGAUUAUUCAGGGCCUUCUCCCAGCACGUGCUGCAUAGGCUGAACAUCACUCAAGAGGGACCCAAGGAUGGCAAAGUUCGAGUUACUAUUCUUGCACGCAGCACAGAAUACCGGAAAAUCCUGAACCAAAAUGAGCUGGUAAAUGCACUGAAAACAGUAUCCACAUUUGACGUCCGGGUGGUUGACUACAAGUACAGAGAACUCGGGUUUUUAGAUCAGCUCAGGAUCACACACAACACGGACAUAUUUAUUGGCAUGCACGGAGCCGGCCUUACCCACUUGCUUUUCCUUCCGGACUGGGCUGCUGUGUUUGAGCUGUACAACUGUGAGGAUGAGCGCUGUUAUUUAGACCUGGCCAGGCUCAGAGGCAUCCACUACAUCACCUGGCGGAAGCCCAACAAAGUGUUUCCUCAAGAUAAGGGGCACCAUCCAACUCUGGGGGAACACCCGAAGUUUACCAACUACUCUUUUGAUGUAGAAGAAUUCAUGCACCUUGUCCUUCAAGCUGCAGAACAUGUACUGCAGCACCCACAGUGGCCAUUUAAGAAGAGACACGAUGAACUCUAGAAAUGACAAAAGUGUUGAAACACUCUCACAUUCAGACUCACAAUCAGAGGAGCAAAACAACCUGUCAUAUUCCUACUGUAAGAUGAAACAUGACUUUUUACUUCUGAAUAUAGCUCAGGCUGGCCUUGAACUAACGAUGAGCCUCUUGCUUGAGCCAACGGAGUGCUCAGCUUGCAGGUGUGUCCCACCACGCCUGUCUACGGAAUUACUUUUUGUAUAUGAAAACACACCUUCAGGACACUUUAAGUCUUCCGUGUGUUUAUUGUGUCUUUGCUAUUUAUCAAAAGUAUUUUUGCACUGAAAAAAUGUUACUUUUAUAGCUCAGAGUUGGGCAGAUGCCCAUUGAUGUGGCAGAGCUUUUCUGUUGGGAUACCAAAGGUGUCAACUUCGGCGACUUCAGAAUUGAUCACGUGUGUUUGUUAACUGUAAUGUGAUCAUAAUUCCAGAGUGUCACAGCUUGUUGUUUAUCUACUUGGAUAAGCUCAGAACUGUUGUUAUUUCACACACACACACACACACACGCGCGCGCGCGCGUAUCUAAGUUUGUGAUUCUCAGGACCAAGCUAUAGGAGUGUGUUAUAGACCAGGUUCCGUGCAUCAAGAGCCCGAAAAGGAUCAUGCUGUUGUUUUUAUUCAUUUUGUUUCUAUAUCUCAUUUCAAUCAUGCUCGCCCCAGAUGUAAUGUCAGUGUUGAUGAGAACCCAUCAGAACAGUCUGCAGUGCCAUCUCCAGUGACUUGGCAUGAAGACUUAGUUUCCAUCACGACCAGUGUUUGUGAGUGCACACAGCUGUGCGUAUCUACCUCUGGCCAGAUGUAAGUAACCCUAGUCUUUGUAAAACACUGCCAAGUAGCCACAUGAAUAGAAGACACUUUCCCUGUUUAUUGGUUUUUGUUUUUUAAAGGAAGACCAUUAAAAACACAGUAGACCUGUGAAUUAUCCAAUCCAAACAAAAUCCCCAAGAAAGUGGCACUGAGCAAACAGGAGGCUAACAGUGGGCCUCCCCUCCCCGGGACUGGCUCUGUAGUGCGUACAGCUCAGCAGUCAGAAACAAACGUGGGUUUGUUUUAUUGUACAGUGUGACACUUGUAUCUUAUCAACAUUUGAGGUGUCUCACUUAUAAGCUACUUUUAAUUUUACAAUGCACUUGGUAAAUCGCAGCCAAGAACUUCAUUUUUAAACUUUAGAGAAGCAACCUACAAAAUAAAAUAUUGGUAACUAACGCCUCCUCAGAGGUUUGCUGCCUUUUCCUUUCGGGGCCUGUCAAAAGACUUGUAGACGUUAUUUAUUAAAAUACCUUUCAAGGAAAUUGUGACCCUCUCUAGACAGGACUUCUCUUUAGGUCAUAAAAUUGUUUGGAAAAAUUUGUAACAUUAAUUGGAAAAAUUUGUAACAUUAAGAAUUGUUAAGGGGCCUGGAGAGAUGGCUCAGUGGUUAAGAGCACUGGCUGCUCUUGCAAAGGUUCUGAGUUCGAAUCCCAGCAACCACAUGGUGGCUUGCGAUCUGACCUCCUCUUCUGGGGUGUCUGAAGACAGCUACAGUGUCUUUACAUAUAAAUAAAAGAUAAAUUAAAAAAAUUGUUAAAUGGCAGGUUUGCUGCUGUUCUAGGUGCAGAAUACUAGGUAGGCGGGGGUGGGGGGUGGGGGAGGGGAGGGGAUGUUCCACUGGAAGGGGAGUGGAAAAGAUGGUUUUGCCCAGGUCAUCGAGGAUAAACAUCUGAAGACUGUUUCUGGAAAACCAUCCUCUUACCUCAUUUCAAGUAGCACAGGGACCUAUGCUUUCACAGACUCCUGAGUAUUGCAGAAACUGAGAAAAAUUUCACGCUGAAACUGUAUUUGAAUAUUUUGCAUUUAGAAUAUACUUUAUAUAAAGGCAGUCGUUUAAAAUUUUAAGUAAUGGGAUUAACUUUUUAUCAGACUUUUCAUGAGAGCAGAAGAUCUGCAAAUUGUUGUAAAUUUUAAAAUGUAGAUAUGGCACUUUUUAUUAAGUCUGUAAGGAGAUGCAUUUCAUUGUAUAUCUGGGGGUGUAGCUUUGGAAUAAAGUUUUCUAUAUUUCAUUUAAA